Molecule: messenger RNA, 2449 nt
Organism: Orcinus orca (killer whale)
Lineage: Eukaryota; Metazoa; Chordata; Mammalia; Artiodactyla; Delphinidae
Gene: RPE65
Product: retinoid isomerohydrolase RPE65
Exons: 13
Coding region: 284-1609 (441 amino acids)
Biological process (GO): zeaxanthin biosynthetic process; retinal metabolic process
Molecular function (GO): retinol isomerase activity; beta-carotene 15,15'-dioxygenase activity; all-trans-retinyl-ester hydrolase, 11-cis retinol forming activity
Source: RefSeq, a predicted model, not a curated record
AUUAUUCCACCAUUUCAGAGUCGAACAUCCUGCUGGUGGUUACAAGAAACUGUUUGAAACUGUGGAGGAACUGUCCUCACCGCUCACAGCUCAUGUUACAGGCAGGAUCCCCCUCUGGUUGACCGGCAGUCUCCUUCGAUGUGGGCCAGGACUCUUUGAAGUUGGAUCUGAGCCAUUUUACCACCUGUUUGAUGGGCAAGCUCUCCUGCACAAGUUUGACUUUAAAGAAGGACACGUCACAUACCACAGAAGGUUCAUUCGCACUGAUGCUUACGUACGGGCAAUGACUGAGAAAAGGAUCGUCAUAACAGAAUUUGGCACCUGUGCUUUCCCAGACCCCUGCAAGAAUAUAUUUUCCAGGUUUUUUUCUUACUUUCGAGGAGUGGAGGUUACUGACAAUGCCCUUGUUAAUAUCUACCCAGUGGGGGAAGAUUACUAUGCCUGCACAGAGACCAACUUCAUUACAAAGAUUAAUCCCGAAACCUUGGAGACAAUUAAGCAGGUUGAUCUUUGCAACUAUGUCUCGGUCAAUGGAGCCACUGCUCACCCCCACAUUGAAAAUGAUGGGACUGUUUACAAUAUUGGUAAUUGCUUUGGGAAAAAUUUUUCAAUUGCCUACAAUAUUGUAAAGAUCCCUCCACUACAAGCAGACAAGGAAGAUCCAAUAAGCAAGUCAGAGAUCGUUGUACAAUUCCCCUGCAGUGACCGAUUCAAGCCAUCUUAUGUCCAUAGUUUUGGUUUGACUCCCAACUAUAUUGUUUUUGUGGAGACACCAGUCAAAAUUAACCUCUUCAAGUUCCUUUCUUCAUGGAGUCUUUGGGGAGCUAACUACAUGGAUUGUUUUGAGUCCAAUGAAACCAUGGGGGUUUGGCUUCAUAUUGCUGACAAGAAACGAAAAAAGUAUAUCAAUAAUAAAUACAGGACAUCUCCUUUUAACCUCUUCCAUCACAUCAAUACCUAUGAAGACAGUGAGUUUCUGGUUGUGGAUCUCUGUUGCUGGAAAGGAUUUGAAUUUGUUUAUAAUUACUUAUAUUUAGCCAAUUUACGUGAGAACUGGGAAGAGGUGAAAAGAAAUGCCAGAAAGGCUCCCCAGCCUGAAGUUAGGAGAUACGUACUUCCUUUGAAUACUGACAAGGCUGACACAGGCAAGAAUUUAGUCACACUCCCCAACACAACUGCCACUGCAAUUCUGUGCAGUGAUGAGACCAUCUGGCUGGAACCUGAAGUUCUCUUUUCAGGGCCUCGCCAAGCAUUUGAAUUUCCUCAAAUCAACUACCAGAAGUAUGGUGGGAAACCUUACACAUACGCAUAUGGACUUGGCUUGAAUCACUUUGUUCCAGACAGGCUCUGUAAGCUGAACGUCAAAACUAAAGAAACUUGGGUAUGGCAAGAGCCUGAUUCAUACCCCUCAGAACCCAUCUUUGUUUCUCACCCAGAUGCCUUGGAGGAAGAUGACGGUGUAGUUCUGAGUGUGGUGGUGAGCCCUGGGGCAGGUCAAAAGCCCGCUUAUCUCCUAAUUCUGAAUGCCAAGGACCUGAGUGAAGUUGCAAGGGCUGAAGUGGAGAUUAACAUCCCUGUCACAUUUCAUGGACUGUUCAAAAAAUCCUGAGCACAUUCUAGCCUAAUAUGUUUCUGGUGACAAAACCCAGAACAACAUAGUCAGGUCUGCAGUGAAAUUCUGUUCAGUUUCAGCCUGCUGUAUAUGAGUUUUAACUUGCAGAUGCACACAAUUUUGCAGUGUUUUACAGAACGCACAGAGUUGAGUAAGCAAUUCCUUUUAAAAAAAAGUGCAUAUUUAGGUAAUCAUACUUUCUCUGUGAGACAGACACAUCAUAACUAAAAACUCUUUAUAUAUUUACAAUCAAAGAGCAAAUGAAUGUGGAUUUAUUAACCUGUUUUUUUAUUCCUAUUAUAAAAGUGUAUUUUAGGUACCUAUCUGCUCCAAUUAUUUUUUAACACUUAAAAGCCAGUCCUCUACACCUGAUUUGUAUGUGGCUUUGCUAAGUCAAAGCAGUAUCUUGCAAAAAGGCUUAAUUAUUAAAUGUCAAACCAAACUUUUUCUCAAACCAGGGACUAUCAUCUAAGACAAUCAUUGUAAUUGUAUGCAUAUAUAUAUUAUUGUUCAAAGAUUCUCAAGUUUUAUAAACUUUAACAUUUCCAUUUAAUAUAAGCAAUUACUACUAUUUCUGAUUUUACAAUGAGGAAACCUAUCUCUAAUCCACUGAGGGCUCUCAACCAAAUAAUUUCUCAGAGAUUAAGUUAUCUAUUAAAAGCUUACAUAACAUCCAAGCAAUUACAUAUAGUAGUGACUGUAAUUUUUUUGAAAAACAGAGCAUAAAAUACUGACAAAUAUAAUUUCUGUUUAAAAUCAGAGUAUGGGGUAAUAAUAUGUGUGUGGGGGGUUAUACUUUGUUGCCUCGUCUGCUUAAUUAUAUUUAAGCACUGUGCA